UUUUCAUUUUAUUUUAUAUUCGAAUAAAAAGAAAUAAAUUUCAUCGAAUCACUUUUAUGUUAUCAUGUCUACUACUAGCAUAGAAUUAAUUUAUCAAACAAUUAGUAGAGCAUUUGCAUCACUUGGUUAUAAUAUUCACAAAGAUUUUAAUGAUAUAAAUGAAUUAAUACAGCAAAUAAUUCUUGCUGAUAAUUCUCUUACAAAAGAUGAAAAAAUUAAGGCAAUAGAAAUAAUUAAUAAAAAUCAUGAUUCAUGUAAAAUUCUUUUUAAUGUAGGAACAAAAAGAAUUUGUGAAAAUUGUAACCAAGAAUGUUUAGCUACAUUAUAUUGUGAAAAUUGUAUUAGGAAUUAUUUAAAAUCAAAUUUUUCAAAUUGGACGUCAAAAAAUGUUAAUAUUGAUAAUUUUAUACAAAAAUGUCAAAUGGAAACACUGAAACCAAAUGGAAUAGUAGAAUGGAUUCCAUAUAAUAAUUUACAAAAUAUUAAAUAUUUUACUAAAGGUGGAUUUUCUGAAAUUUAUACAGCAGAUUGGAUUGGUGGUUGGUAUAAUGAAUGGAAUUCUAAAAAUCAACAAUUAGAAAGAGUUAAAGAACCAAGAAUACAAAAUAAUAUUGGAAAAGUUAUACUUAAAAAAUUAGAAAAUGUUGAAAAUGCAAGUCAAAAUUGGUUUGAAGAGGCCAAAUUACAUUUAACUAUAACUAAUAAAUAUCCAAGAAUUGCUAAUUGUUUUGGUUUAACACAAAGUCCAUUAAAUGGAAAUUAUAUGCUUGUAAUGAAAAAAUUUGAUACGAAUCUAAGAAAUUAUUUACAACAAAACCAUAAUCAACUCACAUGGAAGGAAAGAAUUAGAAUUACCAUUGAAAUUACUGAAGCACUCGGUUGGAUUCAUAAAUAUGAAAAUUCAGUUUAUAGAGAUAUGCAUUCUGGAAAUAUAUUGUAUUCACAAUAUACAGAUAAUUGGUGUAUUAGUGAUUUUGGAUUUUGUGGCCCUGUAGAUAAAUCACUAAAUAGUAUAUAUGGUAAUCUUCCUUACAUAGCACCUGAAGUUAUUGCUGGAAGAAAAUAUAGUUUUUCAUCUGAUAUCUAUAGUAUUGCCAUAAUAAUGUGGGAAAUUUCAUUUGGAAAACCUCCUUUUAAUAACUAUGAACAUAAUUAUUAUCUUGCAAUGAAUAUAAUUAAUGGUAUAAGGCCAAAAAUAGUUUCUGGAACUCCCUUAAAGUAUAAAGAAUUAAUAAAACAAUGCUGGGAUGCUGAUCCAUUAAAAAGGCCUGAUGAUUAUACACUUGGCGUUAAAAUAAAUGAAAUUAAUGUAUCAUAUCAAAAUAUGCCAAACGAACUAGGUGUGGAUAAUAAUAAUUUAAAAGUAAGUAACUUGGGAAUAAAUUAUACACGCCACGGAUCUUUUACAAGUAAAGUUCAUCAAUUUGAAAAUUUUCCUGAACCAAAAAAUGCAACAGAAGAAGAACAAGAAGUAUUUCAUAGUAAACCAUAUGACUUUAGUAUAUCCACUAAUCAUAUUGAUGAUUUUAAUAACUUAAAUGAUCAAAAUUAUGUUGAUGUAUCCAAAACAAAUAGUAUUUCAAUAGAUACCAAUAAUAAUCAUAAGAUUGAGAAAAUACAACCAAUUAAAAGGCAUACUAUAACAAUUUAUGGUAAAAUAUUUACAAUAAUAAUAUCAUUCUAAUAUUGAAUUUAUAUUUAGUUUAAUUCUAAUUUUUUAUUUUUAC
Rhizophagus irregularis DAOM 181602=DAOM 197198 is the source of this 1727-nucleotide messenger RNA. RefSeq lists its product as uncharacterized. NCBI's taxonomy places the organism in Eukaryota, Fungi, Glomeromycota, Glomeromycetes, Glomerales, Glomeraceae. The record is from RefSeq and is a predicted model, not a curated record.